Molecule: messenger RNA, 1547 nt
Organism: Monopterus albus (swamp eel)
Lineage: Eukaryota; Metazoa; Chordata; Actinopteri; Synbranchiformes; Synbranchidae
Gene: tsen15
Product: TSEN15 tRNA splicing endonuclease subunit
Exons: 4
Coding region: 140-646 (168 amino acids)
Biological process (GO): tRNA splicing, via endonucleolytic cleavage and ligation
Molecular function (GO): nucleic acid binding
Source: RefSeq, a predicted model, not a curated record
GGACGACUUUAAAUGCAGCACGCAAGCAAAACCCGAAAAUAUAGCUCACGCAUCCUGUAUGGCCAGCAGUAUGUCCUGGCGCUGGGCUGUGUUUAAAUAAACCGCUAUUUUGCUUGUAGAUACAUUUAAAAAAAUAAAAAUGUUGGGAACGUCAGGUAGACCGGGUGUCACAGAGAAACCACCUCCUCCGAACUGGAUCCUAGUGCAUCCCACGUAUCAGCAGAUGAAGACUCUGGAGGUGGGGGACAGCGCCCAGGUGCACGCCGCUUUCCUUGUGUACAUGGAUCUUGCUGAGGAGCACUACAUCCUUACAGUAACCCUCAUCCUGUCCUUCGCAGUGCGUCGGUGGAAAGAGGUGUCAUGUGUCAAGAGUCCAGAACUGCAGGUGGUUUUGCUGGAAGGGAGGGAGAAGGAAGGAGCACCCGUCCACACUGUCCUUCCUCUGCCUGUUGACCAAUCUCUGAGCCACAAAAGUAUACGACACGUGCUGGACAGGGGCUUUCCUGUGCUGCUGUGUGCUGUGGCAUCCGACUCCACCCUGGUCUACCAGAGGAUGACUGAUGGAUUGGUGACACCGGACCCUCCUGUAGGACCUUUUCAGGAUGUGGGACGCCGGCAGCACCGGAAGAGACGGCAACAACACUGAGCAGAGUCAGAAGACAAUAACAGAGGAGCAAAGACACUGGAUGCUCAGUCUGUCUGUAUGAGACAUGACCACAAGGCUGGACUGACAGUAUGGCAGAAGGUGCCGUUCGGCCCAUCCAUGGUAACCCUCCAGGUGGUGUAUGUGGCUGUGAAGUGGACUUCAGUGGUUUUCAAGAGAACGUGUCAUCACUGGUUACAUUUGUUUAUAGACUGUAAAUCAGUCAGCAAAGAAGUGCUUUAUUUGAACUGCAUUUACAAGGUGGAGACUUGUAAUUACCCAAUCAUUCACAGGGAAAAGGAACAUUUAGGGGAAAAAUAUAUAAUUUUGUGCAUAAAUGUUUUUUGCACUUAACAAUUCUGUUCCUCGUCUUGCGAUCCCUCGAUUUAUCUUACGACUACCGCCACAGGUGCCAUGUUGGGGAGCUCUAGUGUAAGCACACUACAGAGCUGUCUAGGUGUGUCUACAUAACUCUCCCUGAAAAAUUGUGAAACUGCAGGGCAUCCGCAUAACAUUUUACACACAAUGUGACUAGAGUCCAGCAGAAAAUAGUGGCUCUUGAAAGGGUGGAAAUGAAAUGAUCUGAAUUAUUAUUACUGUUACAUAAGCUCAAAUGACCUGAUAAAUAUCAUUUAUACCAGUGGGUUCUAUCAGCAUCAAAUGAUCUUUGUGUUUUCAUUUGUUCCAUUGCAUUGGUGUGAUGCUAAUUUUUAUUAUAUGGUGCAGAAUAUGUAUAUAUUCAUCAACACUGCACUGUGGUACAUACACCACUCAGCCAUAACAUUACGACCACAGAGGUGACGUGAACAACACUGACUACCUUGUUACAGUGUCACCUGUCAGUGUGUGGGGUAUAUUAGCCAGGAAAUGAACAUUCAGUCCUUGAAGUUGACAUGUUGGAAGC